This is a messenger RNA of Puntigrus tetrazona (Sumatra barb), 2233 nucleotides long. Its product is annotated as WD repeat-containing protein 5-like. Gene Ontology annotation, cellular component: Set1C/COMPASS complex. Bases 754 to 1755 code for a protein of 333 amino acids. Gene Ontology annotation, molecular function: histone binding. NCBI's taxonomy places the organism in Eukaryota, Metazoa, Chordata, Actinopteri, Cypriniformes, Cyprinidae. The record is from RefSeq and is a predicted model, not a curated record. The transcript has 15 exons.
UCUACAUUUCUCUGGAAACGCGUUUGCUAUCGCGCGUUAAAGUAACUGCAUCAGGCGUGUGUGUAUAAGUUCUUGAAAAGAUGGCGGGCACGGGAGAGACAGGGCAUCGAGUGAGGAAUGCCGAGGAUCGAGCCCCACCAUGUCUUUAACACAACCAUUGUGUGUGCAUGCCGUUCAGCCAGCUAGCUACUCAGCGGGCUAAUUUGAAAUCAUCCCGCAAUGCAUCCUUCGGCCCGCUUUUUCCGCUUGAUACAACGAGAAAAAAACAGCGCAAACAAAUACAGCAAGCUCUGCGUUCACGGAUCGAAACGGCUGCGCGUGAAAGAAGGUUUUGUUACAUUGUUGCAAAGCGCCGCUCAUCAGCUCCACUCUGUCAGAGGAGAUCCAGCUAGCCACAUUCAGCUGUGUUUUCCCCCAAAAAGACCAAUAUACAUCACCUAAACUGAACAUAAACUUCGAUCGGAAUGCGCUAAACUUUAUUCAGAAAAGCCAAAGCUGGGAGAAAUGCGUACUCGUCGUCGACUAGUCGAGUAUAAUAAAGAAAAAGCAGCCCCCAUCACAAGAUCCUGAAGUUGUCAUACACACUGCACAUGCGCGGUGACGCGCGAGUAAUUUCUAUUAGGCUCAGCAAGUGCCCCGAAGCGCCUUUUCUGCCCGCUUGUAAACACAGUCGUUUGGAGCGACCUGUUUGAGCCCAAAAGUUUGCUUCAGAACCCGCCAAGCCACUUAAUUUGAGCCACACAAGGUGCAGUGAUGGCAGAGGAGAAGAAGCCGAACACAGAAACACAUAAAACACAUUCAGCGUCAUCAGCAUCAUCAUCAUCAUCCAAGUCUGCUGCCGUGAAGCCAAACUACUCCUUGAAGUUCACCCUCGCAGGUCACACAAAAGCUAUAUCGUCAGUCAAAUUUAGCCCUAGUGGUGAAUGGUUAGCCAGUUCAUCGGCAGACAAGCUCAUCAAAAUAUGGGGCGCUUUCGAUGGAAAAUUUGAGAAGAGUCUCGCAGGACAUAAACUUGGAAUAUCAGACGUAGCCUGGUCUUCAGAUUCAAAUCUUUUGGUGUCUGCGUCAGAUGACAAAUCACUGAAGAUCUGGGAUAUGAGUUCGGGAAAAUGCCUGAAGUCACUGAAAGGCCACAGCAACUACGUCUUCUGUUGUAACUUCAACCCACAGUCGAACCUUGUUGUCUCCGGAUCUUUCGAUGAGAGCGUACGGAUCUGGGAUGUCAAAUCCGGGAAGUGUCUGAAGACCCUGCCAGCACACUCUGAUCCCGUCUCGGCGGUUCACUUCAACAGAGACGGAUCACUAAUAGUGUCCAGCAGCUAUGAUGGUUUAUGCCGACUUUGGGACACUGCGUCAGGACAGUGUCUGAAAACUCUCAUAGAUGAUGACAACCCUCCUGUCUCAUUUGUGAAGUUUUCUCCAAAUGGAAAAUACAUUCUAGCUGCGACACUGGACAACACGUUAAAGCUCUGGGACUACAGCAAGGGAAAGUGUUUGAAGACAUAUACUGGACAUAAGAAUGAAAAGUAUUGUGUGUUUGCCAAUUUUUCUGUGACUGGAGGAAAGUGGAUCGUCUCAGGCUCUGAAGACAACAUGGUGUAUAUCUGGAAUUUGCAGACCAAAGAAAUUGUUCAGAAAUUGCAAGGGCACACAGAUGUAGUGAUCUCGACAGCUUGUCACCCUACAGAGAACAUCAUUGCCUCCGCAGCCCUGGAGAACGACAAGACCAUCAAACUGUGGAAAAGUGAUUGUUAAGUUAAAGCACUGCACUUCAGAGGCUUUAGUGGAAACUUCAGAAUGACGGCUUUCAGUAGCGUCUGUCUUUUACAGUGGUUUGAUAGCACUUAGUGCAGGGUUAUUAUCUGAGAGAUGGGCAGGUCCUGUCUGCUCCCAAUAAUUGACAAUCUCACUCAAGCCUUUUUCCUCUUAAUAUACUCUAACAAUGUAAAGUUUUCAGUUCAUUUUAAUUUAUUACUGAAUAACAAAUGUUUUUUAUCAAAUCAUUGAUUCAGUUGUUUUAUUUAUCUGGUUGGGUAAAUAUGAGUGUUCGUAUGCUAAACAUACCAAAAAUGGAUGAAUGUUUUUAUGCAAGACACUUUUUUGGUCUUUUUUUUGCCAUCAUACAAUUUGCAACAUGUUUUGCAGUCAUUGGUAAUUCACAUAUUCAAUGCACUUAGGAUUUUCAAAUUGUUUCUAAACAUUAUUUCCACUAUUUUAGCCGAAGGAAAAUUUU